AUGAGACCGACAACGGACGCACAUGUCGCACGCUCUUUUGCAGCUCAGAAGGAAGAUCCGACGACGCACGAUCAUCAGGACCAACAAGAUUCGUCGCUUCCUCAUUUCGACCUUUGCCAUCGCACCACCACCAUCAUCAGCAUCUGCCGAACCGCUUGUCGCCUCAAAGGGAACGCCCACCAAUCCCACUCGCGCACGCACUCGGUCACACACCACUUUACAAAAGAGAUUCGGGCCGCGCUUCAUUUAACGUUCUCAGUCAACUCGUUGGCACCGCACAAGGUUCCCACGCCUCUCUAUUCGCCUCCCACGAAUGGUGAGAGCCGUCAAGAGCCUCAUCAUCUUCAGUCUCAGACACUGCCAUCUACAACGUUGCCAUCGUCGUCGUCAUCGUCGUCGUUGUUCGUGCACAGCAUGACGAAGACACGUCGUCGCAAUCUGCGUUCGACCACCGCUCCUCCCUUUGCCGUUGCGUCUAAGCAGCAAAGGCGCGCUCCCAUCGUCGAGCCCAGGCACGACCGUUCUGCUGGACUGGAUGCCGACUACGUUGACUUGGCUGCCGAUGCGCCCGAUCAGCUCGAUCUUCAACAAUUCAUUGACAUGACUUCCCGUACCUCCGAAUUCUUCCCUCCCCUGCCUCAACCUCGCGCGUCUAAACGCAAAUCCGGCUGCUGCCCCGGCUUCGACGACACUAUCAACGACGAUGCCAUAACCCCUUGGCUCUCGCAGGAACAACAGUCCAGCGCGCCCGUUCCAGCGAGGAAUGUGGUCAAUUUCCUCCGCAACAAGUCGGGCAUCAAGACACGCGUAGGUGCGCUCAAUGGCAAGCGUGUCGACUACUUCAAAGGCUCUGCCGCCGUCAAGGCUCUCCUCUCGCCUGCCUACGCCAAGCUCAAAGACGUUCCCAAGGUCACCUCGAAGGAAGAGGCCGAAGAAGCUCUGCACAACAUCAUUCCCUUUGCCUUUUUCCUCCGCGUCGAGCGUGGUCCUAGCACCGGCGGCAAGGACUCGCCCAAGGUCGUCGAGAUCAACCCGCAGCAGAUGUUCAAGAGCGACUUCUACUACGUCUGGCUCUACGAAGGUUCGCAGCUGGGUCUCAAGUUGGCAGGGUUGGGUAUGGUCGCUGUCAUGUUGGCGGGUGUCAUGUUCCCACUCUGGCCACCUACGAUGCGACUGGGUGUCUGGUACCUUUCCAUCGGUGCGUUGGGCUUGAUCGGUCUGUUCUUCGCCAUUGCCAUCGUCAGGUUGAUCUUCUGGUUGAUCACCAUCGUAGUGGCUAAGCCGGGUAUUUGGAUCUUCCCCAACUUGUUCGAGGAUGUCGGAUUCGUCGACUCGUUCAUUCCGUUUUGGGCUUGGGACGUUCCUCCCGCGCCCAAGAAGAAGAGCAGCAAGGCAUCUACGGCAUCAGCAGCAGCAGCGGGUGAGAAGAAGAAGUCGUCUUCGAGCGGUGCAGGCGCAGCCGCACGACAGCAGGCCUUGUCCAGUAUGGGGGGAGCAGCACCUGCCGCCCCCGCUUCGCCACCAAAGCCUCCUCAGCAGGCUGCUCAGUCGACUCCGGCUGCACAGCAGAAUGGUGGUGUGCAGAACAACGCUACUGGUAGCGGUGGUCCGGGCGCUUCUGACAGCUUGGACGAUAUCAACUAA
Molecule: messenger RNA, 1644 nt
Organism: Pseudozyma hubeiensis SY62
Lineage: Eukaryota; Fungi; Basidiomycota; Ustilaginomycetes; Ustilaginales; Ustilaginaceae
Product: translocation protein
Exons: 2
Coding region: 1-1644 (547 amino acids)
Biological process (GO): post-translational protein targeting to membrane, translocation
Cellular component (GO): endoplasmic reticulum membrane; endoplasmic reticulum
Source: RefSeq, a predicted model, not a curated record